Molecule: messenger RNA, 5182 nt
Organism: Platichthys flesus (European flounder)
Lineage: Eukaryota; Metazoa; Chordata; Actinopteri; Pleuronectiformes; Pleuronectidae
Gene: tbl1xr1a
Product: TBL1X/Y related 1a
Exons: 16
Coding region: 426-1973 (515 amino acids)
Biological process (GO): regulation of transcription by RNA polymerase II
Cellular component (GO): histone deacetylase complex
Molecular function (GO): protein binding; transcription corepressor activity
Source: RefSeq, a predicted model, not a curated record
GUUUCAGUCUGGAGCCGCUGGCUGCUACUGAACCGUUUGGCUCUUUUCUCUACUAGCGAGCAAAGCUACAAUCCAGAGACCUACUGUCCAUCCAGCGCCUCUUCCUGGGGAUUUAUCACUAUAUGUGCCCGCGUGUCCAAACACACCGCUCACUGGGGACCCCCGGCAGCGGCUGGCCGGCUCUGCGGGCCGUUAUAACGCUUCGGUCGAGGUUGAAUCAGAGGCAGAGAGCAGCGGUGGUGGUGGUGGAGGAGGAGGAGGAGAGCCCAUAUUAGGAGCACAGAGGAGCAGGCACCCCCCUUGUGUGAUCUGGAGCUUCUGGUUCUGAGCCCAUGGUACAUGCCCUGACUGAACAGACUGGUGGUGCAUACAUACAUACUACUGUGGUGUGUGUGUGCUGACCUCAUGGUGUAACAGGAGUAAAGAUGAGCAUUAGCAGUGAUGAGGUCAACUUCCUGGUCUACAGAUACCUACAGGAGUCAGGGUUCUCCCACUCAGCGUUCACAUUUGGUAUAGAAAGUCACAUCAGCCAGUCCAACAUCAAUGGUGCUCUGGUUCCCCCUGCUGCCCUCAUCAGCAUCAUCCAGAAGGGCCUGCAGUACGUCGAGGCAGAAGUCAGCAUCAAUGAGGACGGAACGUUAUUUGACGGACGGCCUAUUGAGUCUCUGUCCCUAAUUGACGCGGUGAUGCCAGACGUCGUCCAGACGCGGCAACAGGCCUACAGGGACAAGAUGGCCCAGCAGCAGGCCGCCGCUUCAGUGCCGGCGUCGGCGACUGGAGGCAGUAUCGCUGGCAAUGCCAAGAACGGAGAGAAUACUGCCAACGGGGAGGAGAACGGAGCCCACGCCUUAGCAAACAACCACGCAGACCUGAUGGAGGUGGAUGGAGACGUGGAGAUCCCUCAGAACAAGGCCAUGGUCUUGAGGGGCCAUGAGUCAGAGGUCUUCAUCUGUGCCUGGAACCCAGUCAGCGACCUGCUGGCAUCAGGGUCUGGGGAUUCGACAGCUCGUAUCUGGAACCUGAGUGAGAACAGUACAAGCAGCUCUACACAGCUGGUCCUGAGACACUGCAUACGAGAGGGAGGGCAGGACGUCCCUAGCAACAAAGACGUCACCUCGCUAGACUGGAAUAGCGAGGGCACGCUGUUAGCAACAGGCUCCUAUGACGGAUUUGCCAGAAUAUGGACGAAGGAUGGUAACCUGGCCAGUACACUCGGCCAACACAAAGGUCCCAUCUUUGCCCUCAAGUGGAAUAAAAAAGGCAAUUUUAUCCUCAGUGCAGGAGUAGACAAGACAACAAUCAUAUGGGACGCUCAUACAGGAGAAGCCAAACAACAAUUCCCAUUUCAUUCAGCUCCAGCUCUAGACGUGGACUGGCAGAGCAACAACACGUUUGCCUCCUGCAGCACAGACAUGUGCAUCCAUGUCUGUAAACUAGGACAGGACAGACCUAUUAAAACAUUCCAGGGACACACAAAUGAAGUAAAUGCAAUCAAGUGGGAUCCCACAGGGAACCUGCUGGCCUCCUGCUCAGAUGACAUGACGUUGAAGAUUUGGAGUAUGAAGCAGGAUGCAUGUGUCCAUGACCUGCAGGCCCACAGUAAAGAAAUCUACACCAUCAAAUGGAGUCCCACAGGGCCAGGAACCAACAAUCCCAGUGCUAACCUCAUGCUAGCCAGUGCAUCGUUUGACUCCACAGUUCGUCUUUGGGACGUGGAGAGAGGCAUCUGUAUCCAUACGCUGACUAAACACCAGGAGCCUGUCUACAGUGUGGCUUUCAGCCCCGAUGGUCGGCAUCUGGCCAGUGGCUCUUUUGACAAAUGCGUGCACAUCUGGAAUACACAGACGGGCGCUUUAGUCCACAGUUACAGAGGGACGGGGGGAAUCUUCGAGGUUUGCUGGAAUGCAGCAGGGGACAAAGUCGGAGCCAGCGCAUCAGACGGAUCUGUGUGUGUACUAGACCUGCGGAAAUAGUGCUGCUGUUUGUUGGAAGCCAUGGACCGACCAUGAAUGUGUACAUAGCCAAAUGACUGUCCCUGCCUGCCCUGCGUACUGCUCACGCUUACGACUAUGGCCCCGCCCACCGACAGACAGGAAGCAGGAAACAAGAACAGGAAGCAAGCACCCGACACAGCAGGUCCAGAUAGAGGGAUGAGCAGAUGGACAGACAGAAAGAUGGAUGGAUAAGCGCGCAGAUGGAAGCGCCCCUCUCUAUCCGUGCAGACUCUUACAGAGAUGCAGAAGGGACGCAGUGAUUUAAAAAAAAAAAGAAAAACUGAAAAAAAGUUACAGAUCCGUAUAUGUACCAAAUUUGGAAGCUAUUUUGCUUUUUUUGAUCUUAAACCAUGCUCAUUGUCAUCAAAAUGAAAAACAAUGAAAAAAGUGUUGAUCUUUGUUACUAGCUGGAUCUCAUUGUGCAGACAUAUCAACUUCUCCACCAUAAAACAGGAUGGCACUUAGUUUUUUUUUUUUCCGGAUCUCUUGUUUCAAUGUUUUUAUAUUUUUUAUCUCCAGGGGAAGGGGAAGGGGCUGGUCAGGUCAGAGUUUUAUUAUGUGGAGAAGUACAUACUCACAGACAUGCGCACCAAACAGUUCUAAUAAACCGUGUCCUCGUCAUGAUUUUAAACUGAUGUGACAAACAUAAAGGUUGUUUUUUUCCAGUAGUGGUUUCUGCAGAUGUCAGUGGGUCAGAAUGCAGCAAUUCAUGUGAAGUUUCCUCCAGAGGACAAACUCUGGACUCUUCUCGUACAUUUGCCUCUGGACACGUGACACUGAUGAUGAACAUGUAGAUGCUUUAAAAACAGCUCCUCUGUGCACUGUUGACGUGCUUUUACCCACAGUCCUCCUCCCUCGACGCCUCAGUCGAAGAGGUCACCGGUUGGAUUGGAGGAAAAAAACUGAAAUUGGCAGGAGGCCGACUGGUCCCUCCACUUGUCUCAAUAUUCAACGUAGUUCUUAGUUUAAGGUAUUGCAGCAGUAUGUCAGGUUGCCAUCUUGAAUCAGUUCAUCAGCCAGAAGCAUUCGUACCUUUCGGGAAAACCAUACAAAGUUGCAUGUAUAACUGGUGUACUCUGGGUACCGCCCUGGACACAGCAUUUAUCUGACUUAAAGUGUUUCAUCAAAACCCCACUCUCUGGUGAGGUGACAUAAAUCAUGUCAGCCGAUUAAUCCCAUUACAAGCUCCUUUUAGUUUUUGCAGAUAUUAGAUUCUCAGAGGUCGAUGAUCUGAAGUCAUCUCAGUGAGUUCAACCACAGACGGCAGAGCCAAAGAAAAACCCACCACACGACUCGCAUCACAGACACAAGAGCUCCACUGCAGACAGGACACUUAAGCUGUGUUCAAAACCAACCAGCCUGUUUAUUGCUUCCUAUGUGUCACAAAAUUAAUUUAUUUUACAUUGAUGGAGGAUUUUCCCUCUCUUUAUUUAAAAGAGAGGUCUUUCAGUUCCCAGGAUAAGACUGACUGAUUUCACGUUCCAAUUUUCAAAGGCUCUCAAUCAAAUAUAGCCUGCUUGUGCUCAGAUCUCCUGCGGUCCAGCUUUAACUCUUAUCCUCAAUUUCAUUUGUUGCCGCGGAGGGAAAAAAUCCAAGGAGCAGACGUUUCACAUGUGCACAGAAGCAGCGUCAGCGUGAGGAGAUGAUGCUGAAGCUGGAGCACAGGAAAUCUAAGCACAAGCUCUUAAACUGAAAGACCAGGCUCUUGAAGAAAGAAAAGAAGAAGAAUACAUAUUUAAGACUUACUGACGCACAAUUUAAAUUUUUGCACAUUUUGUUGUGGGGUUGUUAGCAAAGUAUUCAACCUAAUGUGGACACUACUGUCUUGUUCCAUCAUGGGAAUGUUUAUGUGAAUAUUUCAGAAUUCAGAUUCUGUUCUGAAAUGUCGGCGAGUAAAUACCAAACGGAUCCGUUUUGGACACAGCUUUCGUGUAGCUACUCUAAACUCGCUGGUCAAGCGAUGUUCCAUUCUCAUAGCAGCCACACCUGCCUGAUGUCUGUUUAGUUUUGAAUUAUUAAGGGAAAUGUCAUCUCCAAUAAUUUCAUUUCAAAUGUUUUCAGACCAAAGUUUUGUCCUCAACAUUCAAAUUAGCCGGUUUGCAAACAUUUUCCACUAAGAGAAACUUCCAUGGCUUCACUCUGUUCAAACAUUCAAUUCAAACAGUGACGUUAAUAUAACUCCAGAGCAGCUCUGCCUCCCAGACUUGUGUAAUCGAAGUUGUAAUGUGCUUUAUUUUUACUCUUUUAAUAACCCAGCCAUCCACAUUUCUCUGGCAUGGAGAAGAGGACGUCAGUGUUUUUACAGAGGAAGAGAAAGAGAGACAUUCUUUGUUUUUAACCUUCGAACUUCAUGAAAAGGUUCAUAACUUCAGUCUCAAACCUGUGUAAAUGCAGCCAUGAAGGAUUGUAUUUUUUUUUCCUGUUGCUUUUUAACUGACAGGUCCCUGGCACAAGGUUGCUUAUUCAGAAUGGAGCCCAAAAGCAGAUCAAAUGUGAAAGCAAUAUGCAACUAUUAAAAAUGUUCUCUAUCAUAACCCAUAUGGUUCAUAAUGUGGGCGAGUAAGGACACUGCUACUCUGAUAUGCUGUUUAGAAUCCAGCCAGAGCUUAACAAAGCAGACAUUAGAUAUCUGAAUAGUGUGUUCCAUGACGUUCACAGUCCAUAAAAACAGAAAACAAGCUGUAACCUCUUGUGUAUUUAAUCCAUCUGCCCUCUAUCGCCUUCGUCAUUGGUUCUUCACCAAAAUCCUGCCCACGUUCUAUUCUGAGGUUCUCCGCUGACUAAACAUUUUAUACUCUUUUAAAGACAAAUUUAAAGUUACAUUUUUGUAAUUUCUUUGUAGAUUUGAAAAAAAAAUGUGAAUUGAUGAUUUAUUGGCAGUGUUCAAUUACCUGUUCUAUAAAUUUCAAAGACUUUUGUUGUGCUACGUGGAUGCUAUUGCAAAUAGUAAAGGUUGACCGUGUAAUGUAAGGCUUACUGAGCUGAGCUGUCAUUCUGAAGGCAACUUCGCCUGGGAAGAGCUUCCCCAGGAAUCACCACUAAAUUUGUCUAUGUUUUAAUAAAGAAAUGUUUUUUUUCUUUUGCUUGAAUCUUUUUGGGAAGGCUUGUCCCAGGAAGUAAGUCUCUCCUGAAGCUCCUCUUGGCUUACACACAAGACAAAUUGAAUAAAAUUGUAAUUUUUCAAUCAA